GAACCCUAAAUCCAAGAAAGUAGCCCAUUACCACCAGACUCUUCUCCUCGGCCCUGGUUGGAACUUGGAAGACACCAGUUAGUCCGGCUAAUAUCACCGACCUCAUUCACCUCCGCCGUAGCGAAAACAUGUUGCGUAAUUUCCGGCAGCUUUGAGUAUGCUUUCUAUGUUCUAUCAGCCUCCAUGCCCCUCUGAUUUUCAUCAUUUUGUUUAAAAUCUCAUAUAAGUUAUUUAUUGCUAUCGAAACCCUAACAUAAUCGUCAUCAAGUGUAUACUCUCUUUUAGUGUUCUGUAAACUUGCUGCAAGGUAGUGAUUACAAUUAUAGCGAUAGUGCGAUACACCUAUACCUUGGCGUUUGAAAACCUGAUGUAAGAAUUGGAAUGGGAGCUCUGAAGAACAGGCUAUGUAGAAGCAACUGAGUGCAAGGAUGAAGACACUUCUUACAGGCCGAGGGAAAUUAUUAACCUCUAGUUCAAAAUCCUCUGAUGUUUUUAUUCUAUGUGAGAGGUUUCUAUCUUUAUAUAUAGGGCUUUCUCAUCUGCAACAAAGAGCUCUUUCUUCUACAAGUGGCAUUAAUGAAGAACACAUUGAAAAAUUCAAUGGAAAAAGACAAGAAGUGGAUAAUGUAUGCCAAAUCUUGGAAAGUGCUCCAUGGGGAACAUCUUUAGAGAAAGCUUUAUCCACAUACAAUGGAAGCACACAAAGUGAUUUGGUCAUUUCUGUUUUAAGGAAACUAAAAGAUGUCAAUCUUGCACUAAACUAUUUUCAAUGGGCAGAAAAGAAAAGCAAUCAACCCCAUUGUCCUGAAGCAUACAACUCCCUUCUCAUGGUUAUGGCAAAAAGCAACAACUUUGAUCAAAUCGAACAAGUCUUUCAAGAAAUGAAUCUUUCAGCCUACACAACUCUCAUAGGAGCUCUUUCAACCAUUCAUGAACCUGAUCUCAUUCUCACUCUCUUUCACCAAAUGCAAGAGUUAGGCUAUGAAGUACACGUGCAUCUAUUCACAACUGUGAUACGUGUAUUUGCAAGAGAAAGUAGACUUGAUGCUGCUCUUUCUCUUUUAGAUGAAAUGAGAAGUAAAUAUGUUGAUGGAGAUAUUGUUCUAUAUAAUGUUUGUAUAGACUCUUUUGGUAAAGCUGGAAAAGUAGACAUGGCUUGGAAGUUUUUUCAUGAAAUGAAAGCUCAUGGAAUCAUGCCUGAUGAUGUGUCAUACACUAGCAUGAUAGGUGUGCUAUGUAAAGCUAAUAAGCUUAAUGAAGCUAUUGAGUUAUUCGAUGAAUUGGAGCAUAAAAAAAGAGUCCCAUGUGCAUAUGCUUAUAACACCAUGAUCAUGGGUUAUGGAAUGGCUGGAAAGUUUGAUGAAGCAUUUAAGCUACUCGAGAAGCAAAGACUCAAAGGCUCAAUCCCAAGUGUUGUUGCAUAUAAUUGCAUCCUCACAUGUCUUGGAAAAAAAGGGAAAGUAAAUGAGGCUUUGAAGCUCUUUGAUGAAAUGAAAAAAGACGCAUCCCCUAAUUUGUCAACAUACAAUAUCCUCAUAGACACCCUUUGUAGAUCUCAGAAUCUUGAAAAGGCUUUGGAAAUUCAAGAAUCCAUGAAAGAAUCUGGAUUGUAUCCGAAUAUAUUAACUCUCAACAUAAUGAUCGAUCGACUCUGUAAGUCUCAAAAACUAGAUGAAGCGUGUUUAAUCUUUGAAAAAAUGGAUCACAAACUUUGUCCUCCAAAUGGUUACACUUAUUGCUCUCUUAUAGAAGGAUUAGGGAAAAUGAAUAGAGUCGAUGAUGCUUACAAACUAUAUGAACAAAUGUUGGAUGCUAAUGUGACUCCAAAUCCAGUAGUCUACACUUCUCUAAUAAGAAACUUUUUUAAAGUAGGAAGAAAGGAAGAUGGUCAUAAGAUUUACAAAGAAAUGAUUCGAAAAGGUAUAAUUCCGGAUUUAACCCUGUUGAACACUUACAUGGAUUCCACUUUUAAAGCCGGUGAAACACAAAAAGGUCGAGCUUUAUUUGAAGAAAUUAAGGUUCACAACAUGUCCCCAGAUGCUCGAAGCUAUUCCAUAUUACUUCACGGAUUAAUAAAAUCAGGAUUUUCAAAAGAAACAAAUUCAAUACUCCAUAACAUGAAGAAACAAGGAUGUGUUCUAGAUACACCUACUUACAACACAUUUAUCAAUGGAUUUUGUAAAUCAGGUCAAGUCAACAAAGCAUAUAAGCUUCUAGAAGAAAUGAAGUCCAAAGGUCAUCCACCAAAUGUUGUUACAUACGGAUCCGUGAUCGAUGGGCUUGCAAAAAUAAACAAAUUAGACGAAGCUUAUAUGUUAUUCGAAGAAGCUAAAUCAAAAGGAAUUGAAUUAAACGUGAUAAUUUAUAGUUCUCUUGUUGAUGGAUUUGGAAAAGUAGGUAGAAUCGAUGAAGCGUAUUUAAUCAUGGAAGAAUUAAUGCAAAAAGGGCUAACACCAAAUAUCUACACAUGGAAUUGUUUGCUUCAUGCAUUAGUGAAAGCGGAAGAAAUCGAUGAAGCACUUGUGUGCUUUAACUCAAUGAAGGAUUUAAAAUGCACACCAAAUGGAAUCACUUAUGGAAUUAUCAUAAACGGAUUAUGUAAAAUCAGAAAAUUCAAUAAAGCAUUUGUGUUUUGGCAAGAGAUGCAAAAACAAGGGGUGCAACCGAAUGUUGUGACUUAUACCACAAUGAUUAGUGGGCUUGCGAGAAGUGGGAAUGUGAUCGAGGCAAAUCGGUUGUUUGAGAGGUUUAAGAAAGGUGGUGGAAUCCCGGAUUCGGGUUGUUAUAAUACUAUGAUUGAAGGGUUGAGUGUAUCGAAUAGAGCUAUGGAUGCUUAUUUGUUGUUUGAGGAUUGUAGAAUGAAAGGGUGUAAUGUGUAUUUGAAUACGUGUGUUGUGCUUAUGGAUUCGUUGCAUAAGGCUGAAUGUCUUGAACAGGCUGCCAUUGUUGGUGCUGUGUUGAAGGAAACAGCUAAGGCUUGUCAUGCUUCUAAGUCUAUGUAG
Molecule: messenger RNA, 3002 nt
Organism: Lactuca saligna
Lineage: Eukaryota; Viridiplantae; Streptophyta; Magnoliopsida; Asterales; Asteraceae
Source: the annotation of a GenBank genome assembly